Nerophis lumbriciformis (worm pipefish) is the source of this 993-nucleotide messenger RNA. NCBI's taxonomy places the organism in Eukaryota, Metazoa, Chordata, Actinopteri, Syngnathiformes, Syngnathidae. The record is from RefSeq and is a predicted model, not a curated record.
GAUCCCAUCCGAGUUGUUGUGACUGGUGCAGCCGGCCAAAUCGCCUACUCACUGCUGUACGGCAUCGCGAAGGGCGACGUCUUUGGGAAGGAGCAGCCUAUCAUCCUGGUGUUGUUGGACAUCCCACCCAUGCUGCCAGUGCUGGAUGGUGUGGUCAUGGAGCUUCAGGACUGCGCCCUUCCGCUGCUGAGGGAGGUGAUCCCCACUGAUAACGUGGAGGUUGGCUUCAAGGACAUCGAUGCAGCCAUCCUAGUGGGCUCCAUGCCCAGGAAGGAGGGCAUGGAGAGGAAGGACCUCCUCAAGGCCAACGUGGCCAUUUUCAAGACGCAGGGUGCCGCCCUGGACAAGUUUGCCAAGAAGACAGUCAAGGUGCUUGUAGUGGGCAACCCGGCCAACACCAACUGCCUCAUCGCCUCUAAGUCGGCACCAUCCAUCCCCAAGGAGAACUUCUCCUGCCUGACCCGGCUGGAUCACAACCGCGCAGCUUCGCAGGUGGCACUGCGCUGCGGCGUGGCCUCGGAUAAAGUGAAGAAUGUCAUCAUCUGGGGAAACCACUCUUCCACGCAGUACCCGGACGUCCACCACGCCAAGGUCAAUGUCCACGGUGCCGAGGCGGCAGUGUAUGACUGCGUCAAGGAUGACGCCUGGCUCAGGGGAGCCUUUAUCUCGACUGUGCAGCAGCGCGGCGCCGCUGUAAUUAAGGCCAGGAAACUCUCCAGUGCCAUGUCAGCCGCCAAAGCCAUCUGCGACCACAUGAGGGACAUUUGGUUCGGCACCAAAGAGGGUGAGUUUGUAUCCAUGGGCGUGUACGCCGGAGGAAACUCAUACGGAAUCCCAGAAGACCUCAUCUACUCUUUCCCAGUCCAGAUCAAAAACAAGACCUGGAAGGUGGUGGAUGGCCUCAACAUCAACGACUUCUCUCGGGCCAAGAUGGACGCCACCGCGGCCGAGCUAGUGGAGGAGCGGGACACCGCCCUGGACUUCCUUUCUUAG